Messenger RNA from Branchiostoma floridae (Florida lancelet), 673 nucleotides. RefSeq names its product ribonuclease H2 subunit C-like. Lineage: Eukaryota; Metazoa; Chordata; Leptocardii; Amphioxiformes; Branchiostomatidae. The record is from RefSeq and is a predicted model, not a curated record. Gene Ontology annotation, cellular component: ribonuclease H2 complex. The transcript is spliced from 5 exons. Gene Ontology annotation, biological process: RNA catabolic process. The coding region runs from base 138 to 593 and encodes 151 amino acids.
GAAAUAUUUGUGUGUUCAUUGCACUGUGGUAUGGUUUGUGUCAGCUCCAGUAAAAGAGCAACCUGACUGGUCGGUAUACAUAGUAAACCUGAAUCCCCAAUCUCUUGGGAAAGGAAUAAGCUUGUCUAGCCACUAACAUGUCUGUAGAAGUUGACCUGAGCGGGGUGAAUGGUGAGACGGCCCCGCCGAAGUUGCACCUUCUUCCGUGCGAGAUAGAACACACCGGGCCCGCGCAGGUAGCCCAGUAUUUCACACCGAGCAUAAGAGACAAUGGACAAGGAGUACUCCAAGCAUCGUUUCGUGGACGGGAGCUGAGAGGAGGGACCGUUAGCCUGCCAGACGGUUACACUGGAUUGGUUCUGAAGGAAAAACACAAGGCAGUAUCAGAUGAGGAGGCCAGAGUUUUCCAUGCAGGGCAGAAAUUCCAGGAGUUCACCUACUGGAACAUGGAGACCCCUCCCAGUAGGAAUGAUGCUCUGCAGAAGGCCAUGCAUUGGCUGGACAUCUCCAAGGCAAUUCAUGCACCUGUGGACAGGAACAUCAGCCAAAAUGGUUCACACACCAGAGUCAAACUUGAAGAUUCAUCACCAUAGUAGUUUUUAAGAAAGUUUUGCACUGUACCUCUAGAGUGCUAGUAAUUGUUCAUGUUGGUUAUUCUAAGAAAACAUUACAU